AUGCCACCCAAGAAACGAUCAAGAAAGGCGAGCGUCGCAGAAACGCCUCCAGCCGUGAAAGUUGAGGAAGAAAUCGGAGAAGAAACACCUCAAUUCGAAGAAAUUGACGAAAAAAGUGAGUAGAAAACAAAAAAAGUAGAAGGAUUUGGGGUGCGUAAACAGUGAAGCAACGUACUGGAUAAAAAUAACAAAAUUCCGCUUUUACACCCAAUAAAACUUUUUUUCGCCUUUUAAAUUUUUGAUUUGGAUUAAAGUAACGUUUUUAAUAUUCAGAUGUCGUUCUGGAAGAGUUUACACCGAACAAAAGACGCAAAAAGCUGCAAAAUGCUCCAGAAAGUACUCGCUCUUCUGGACGAGGCGGUGGCAGCGUCUUUCAUUUCGAGUAUUUUUUUUUCUUCCUUUUAUUAAUUCAAUGAAAAAUUUUUAGCGAUGAAUCGAAUCAGUUUUAUCCUUGCCCCAAGUGCGAUCUUCAUUUUAAUGCCCGUGCUUCUCGAAAUUUCCACAUGCGGAUUGCGCAUCACGGUUACGUUUACACGCCAGGCGAUGAACUGAAAAGAUUCCAAAAUGAGGACGUUGAAGUUAAAAAGGUACUGCUUACCAUAAAUUAAAACGAAAUAAGCAAUUUUUCAGCCUAAAGGGAAGAAAUUCGCGAAGAAAGUGGAUAAAGUCGAAGAUUUUGGUCGGUUUUCAAGGAUCUUCAUUUUAUUAAUUUUUGAUUUUCAGGCAAUGUAAAGAUAGAGAAUUCCGAACAGAAUGUUGAUUUUGAAGCGAAUUUUUGUGCUCCUGGAAAUUCUCAAGAAUCGGAAAUUUUUGAUAAUUUUCAUUUUUCUGAUGAUGUUCAGGACGUUGCUGUUGAGGUGGGAGUUUAUUUUUGUUUUAUUUUUUUUUGCGAAAGGGGUUUUUCACGUUUCACGCAAAAAUCUUUUUUUGGCAAUUUUAUCAAGUGACUUUUUUUCUAUUUAAAGAUAGGAAUAGAUUUUCAGACUUGAUACAAUACGUUUCACUCAACAUUCUUUAUGUUCAGAGGCGAUUUUUAUGUAAUUCUCGAUAGGAGGAUUAGUUUCUAAGGAUAUUUUCCAACUCUUUUGCGCAUUUAAAAUUCUCAGCAAUGGCUCUUGAUCCGAAUAUUUUUGCUCAAAUAACUUGAAAAGUUCAGAAAUUCCAACUUUGCUUUCAUUUUCUCAACCAAUUUAUCAUGUUUGAAAAGAGCUUUAAUAAGUUUUUCUUCUUAAGGUGGAAGUUGCUGGGGUGCCAGAGCCUUGUGAUUCCUCCCUAUUGGACCACGAUUACGCCUAUUUUGGAAUGCAUGUAGAAGAAGAACAUCACGAAAUCGAAGAAGCUGAACAAGUCGACGAAUAUUUCGAAAAAGAGCAAGUUUUAGCUGCUCCAGCUUCAGCUCAACCUCAUCGGAGAGGACGACCUCCGAAAGCCAAGGUUUUUUUGGUUUCAUUUCGAAAUGGGUCCCUAAAAGGUUGUGAAAUGGUUCGUUUUGAAGGCAUUUUUUGGGUCUUUUUGUAUCUUCAUGUAAAGUUUUUCAGCCUUUCCAGCCUUAAUUAAGUCUUCGGCUGAGUUGACAAGUAAAUUUUGCCAAUUUUAUUGAAGAAGUCACUUAAGAACACCAAGCAGCCCCUAGAGAUAACCCUUGGAUUUCACUGGGCGCUGCAAAAUAGCUUUGAAAGUGAAGAUUAAAAUCAGAAAACCCAGCCUGCCUCAAGCCUUAAAAAUCAAAAAUUUCAGAGGCUCAAUGAAGGUCGCAACAACAAAACCUGUCCAUACCUUUUCCGAAUUUUGAUGUAAUUUUUUCCAGGAAGAUUUUUCAAUUUCGAUCAAGCUGACAAUGUCGGAUCCGCAAGGGAAGUACAAGUGUUACGUGAAAGACUGCGACUGGAAAGGCGGCUACCGGUCGAUGAGGGCCCAACACAUGAGAGUCAUCCACCCCGAGUGGAAAAUGCCCGAUCGAUUUUUGUUGCAAGUAAGAAGACUUCUUAGAAUGUUUCGAUUGAGGCUUUGAAUCUAGGAUAACGAUUUGUAAAGGAUCAGAUUUCGUUAUUUAUUCCAAUCAUAGGCAAAAUCGAAAGGACCCUUUACGGGCCCUUUGAGCGUCCAUUAUUUCCAUUAAUUGUUCCUCAUUAACGGUUUCCUUUUCUCUGCCUUUUCCGUCCUUUUAUAGGCCUUCAUCCACCCUUUUUGAACCCUUUCAAGAAACAAGAAAAUUUUUUAAAUUGAGAAUAAUGUUUACUAGUGACUGUGUAUGAACCAAAAUGUGCUACAGUAAUAAAAUCGGAAAUCAUCAAUGGCCGAGACUUUCAGCACCUUUUUUGCGGUCUCAGACUUUUUUUGAGGCUUUUUAGCCCACCAAGAAAAAAAAAGGCUCAAUAAAGACCACAAAACGGAACCCUUUCAGCGGCCAAUUUGCACCCAUUUUCCGAACUUCCGACUUUGGCUCUCAUUUUUUGAUUUACGUUGGGAAUCUGCAAAUUGAGCUCCAAGAACUGCUUUGCUUAAGGCGAAAAUUCACUUUUUGUGCAGGAAAAUUCCUUUUUUCAUCUUGAACGGAAUUGCAGAAAAGUCUUUAUUCUUCAUGUUAUGUUUGAAGAUAUUUUCGUGAAAUCCAAUGAUUUUUCAAAAUUAAAUCAUCUUUUUCACUCUCUGACGGCUUUUUUUGGAAUUUACGAAAUUGUUACGGCACGGCAUCAUAUUUAUUUUUGAAGCUAGAAUUUUUCUGAAGUCUUUCCUCCGAAAUCAAGUUGCAUCUCAUUUGUUAUGCUCCCCAGAGGAAUGAAAAUUUAAGUAUCCAAAUACUUUUUUUUUAGCGAAUCACCAAAGACAACAUGUAUAUCGAUCCGAAAGAUCAUGUCCCCCUGUACAAAUGUCAUGUUGAUGGGUGCGAUUGGCGGGGCAAUUUUCGGUGAGAUUUUGGAGUUUUUGCUGAUUUACUCGGCAAUUUUCAGAGCGACAAGAUCGGCCCACAUGCGAAAAGUCCACCCCAACAUCCAUGAGGAACGGAGGAAAGCUCCGGCGGUGAAUUUUUUUUUGAAAACAUUUGCCUGGGGCUAAUUUUUGACUUCAAAUGAAGUUUCUUGUAUCUUUAUCCAGGUUCAAUUAGCCGUUUACCUUUCAAUUGUCAUUUUUCAAAAGCAUUUUUUAAGUUAAAAACUGGUAUUUUCUAUCAUUUCUCGAACUUUAAUCGACAUAGAGAGAUUCCUUGAAAUUAAUCGGUUUUAAGCAUUUUUGUCAAAAACGCUCUAAAUUUUUGUUUUGAAUUGUUGAAAUUGCCCUUAAAAUUUCAUACAGCUUAUUUGAGCCUUCUAGUUAGUAAAUUUUCAUCGAAAUGGGCAAAAAUAUAAGAAAUAUUCCAAAACCGCAUGGCCACCCGUCUCACUUAUGCGCCUCGCAGUCAUUCAGCUGUGGCUUGCAUCGUGGCCGAGUGGCGGAGACCCCUGUCUCCCGCUCGCACGGUCACCGGUUCGACUCCCCUUCAAAAUGCGUGAACCAACUCGGCGCGGCGCACAUUGCGCUGCAUCGUCUGUUAUUUACGCGAAAUGAGCAAUUACUGGCGAUUUCGCUAACCUCGAGCUAUUAUAGCCGGAGUUUGAUAGUAGGCCGCUGGACAAUCUUUUGGAUUUUGUACUAGAAAGUUCAAUUUGAUCGCGUAAAAAGUGAAUUUGGUGGAAUAGAAAAUAUUUCUGGAUUUUCAUAUUUCCAUAGGCUAAGUCGGAAAGAGUGGAAAAGGCUUCUCAGAAAUUUUCCUUUUUUGCUCCCUUUUUGCGCUAUUCCGCGCCAGCUUGUCACGUUUUUCUUUCCGCCAAAAAGACCGUAUACCAAAUUAGAUCAAAUUUCUGCUUUUAUAACGGCAAGCAACGAAGGUCUUGAAGCGAAGUUGGUCAAAUUUGACCUGGCCUUUCGGCGGAAAGAAAAACGUGACAAGCUAGCGCGGAAUCGCCUGUAUUUCUUCAUAUCUUAUGCACCAUUUUUGCUGCCUCUUCCUUUUUCCACCCAAUCUUGAGCCUUGAAGUCCCAGAAAUAGGAAGGCUCGAUAAAGGGGCUCUUUUUGCGGCCUUUUUUAAACCUCUCCCUUCUAGCGGCCAUUAUCCACCAUUACGACUUUUCCUGAGUUCGCUGAAGAACGUGGAUUUAACAACUGAAUAGAUUCAGAAUCAUGGUAGAAUCGAAAGUUUUGUAAAAGUCACGAGCUCACGAAAUUUUUCUGAGAUUUUCCAAGAUCUAAACGCAAGCUUAUUACAGAAAUCUGAUAUUUUUGGUUCAAUAUUCUCAUUUUUAGGGAGGCUUUGUGGCUGACGGACAGUACUUCUGCCAUGUCGAAGGCUGUGAAUGGCGCGGCUGUUCGAGAUCGACCAGAGCCUCGCACAUGAGAAGGGAACACGCUGAUUACGUCUUCGGGCAACAAGUCGACGAGGCUGGCCACAAGGUGCGGAAAUGCUUAAUUCUCAACUGCUUUUAGUUUUUCAGCUUGAAAGGUUUCAGGUUGAAAAUAAUGAAUUUGCGCGUAAAAAAUUUUCUAGCUUUUCUUUUUGGUCCUUGAUAGAAAUAAGGCGCUUUUGGGGUCUUUUUGAAAUUAAUAAAGCUGGGCUUCAAUCAAUUUUUAAGUUAAAAAAUCAUUUUAUCAUUGAAAACGCGUUUAGUGACUUCAUUUUCACUUCAAAAGUUUGACGAGUACCUUCAAAAGUUCAGUUUUUCCAGCAUUUUCAUUAUUUUUAAAUUCGAGCUGCUCUUUCAUGAAUUCGUUACCUGACCUUUAUCGGGAAAAAUAUUUUUAGAACUAGUACAAUAUUUUUGUGCAUCUGACACCUUUAUCAUUAUAAAAUUCAACAUGGAAGGUCAUUUUUUUGUCAUGAAAUUCCGAUGUUUUUCAUCAUAAUCCGUCAAAAAAAUAUAGUUCCUUUAUUUUUUUUCCCUCUGGAAGUAUUUAUCUAUUUUUCUAGGUCCCAAGGACGAUGAUCCAGUGCUGCGAAUGCAAUUUCGAAUGCUACAGUCAGCAAGUCUUGGUCGAUCAUGUCAAGAGAUCCCACGGUCUAACCUUCUUCGUCCAUCGACGUUUCAAGAACAAACUCGAAUUCGAGGUUUUCAGAACCUUGAUUUUCUUGAUAAUUUUUUCUUUGAAGUGCUGGCUGCGAAGCGUCAAAAGGGCCUAUUCAAUAGACUUCAAGAAAAAUCCGCCCAUUCGGCUGACAACUGGGGAACAGGUGCAGUUUUUAGUGUUGAAAAAGAGAUUUUGAAGAUAAUUUAGAUAUAGCCUAUUCCGCGCCAGCUUUUCACGUUUUUCUUCCCGCCAAAAAGACCGUAUAUCAAAUUAGAUCAAAUUUCUGCUUUUAUAACGGCAAGCAACGAAGGUCUUGAAGCGAAAUUUAGUUAAAUUUGACCUGGCCUUUUGACGGAAAGAAAAACGCGACAAGCUGGCGCGGAAUGGCCUAUAAUAAUGGUUUUGUAAAGUUUUUGGGAAUUUCAAUUUUGAUUUUAAAAUGUAAAUUUCUCAUGGGAGGUUUAAAUUUUACAACUUUUGACGGGUUUCCCAGCAACUUUGGAGGUUUUUGAAGCUAUACUGUGGGAAAUUCUAAUGGGAAUAUUUAAAAAAACCGUUUUUCAAGCUUUUUCUUAAUAAUUUAUUUAGUUUUUAUUAUUUUUUUGAUGAUUUUGAGAGCAAUUUUUUUGAUUGGUUUCUGAAGUUAUAAUAUGUAAAUUCCUAAUAAAAAUAUUUCUGAACCGUUUUCAGAUUUUUCUUAUUAUUUAACUUAUUUCACAAUUUUUGACGGCUUCCCGAGCAAUUUGGAGGAUUUGGUGAACUUACACUUGGUAAAAAGUCAAUAAGAAUACUUCUAAACGGGUUUUUGAACAUAUAUGUUCAUCUGUUUCAUGACCUUUUUUUGAUUAAUCUAGUUUUUAUACUGUUUUGAAUUUUUUUGACAGCAAUUUUUUUGAUUGGUUUUUGGAGUUAUAAUUGGUAAAAACUUGAAUGAGAAAAAUUUCUAAACGCUUUUUGAACAUUUUUCCUUCAGUUCUGAGUUUUUUUAAAUGUCUUUUACGUAAAAUUGAGUGUUUUAGAAUAUUUACGGUCAUUUAUCCUUUUUUUUGUGUUUUUCUAUUUAAAAAAAUCAAAGACAGGAAGUGAAGAAAACUGCCCUUAUAUCUCCUUUUUUUAAAACUUCAACAUUUUUCUGGAAAAAUGGAACCAUUCCUUCGGAUUUUCAGCUGACCUACUACCAUUGCUCUCACACAACGCAGCCAAAUCAGCAAAUUUCGUUCCGAUCCCGAUAUUUCCAGAACCGGAAACGUUACAGCAUGAAGAGAAAGCAUCGUCCGUGUACUGCCUAUUUGAAGGUCUAGUUUUGGGGGGGUGGGGGAUUGAAGAUAAAGCACAGAAAAAAAUGACUUGAUUCCUAGGAUGUUAAAGAAAAAAAUUGAAAUCAGAAGAAUAUGUAAAUUAAAAAACCAUAAAAAAAUUCAACCGUUUCAAAAAAAUUGGAUUAUUUUUUUUAUAAACUUUGAUUUUUUUCGAGGUUCCUAAGUGUAGCCACCUUAGUUUUUGGAAAAUUCCGAAACUUUCCAGCAGUUGGAAGGCAUUUCUAUAAAGUUAAAGAUCAUUUUCAAAAAUUCGCACUUUUUCAUUUUCAAUGAAUUUAAAGAGUUUGAUGAUUAAUCUCCGCGUUUUCCAGGUGAAAAACAUUUUUUUUUUAAAUUAAGAAGCUUUUUUUUUUUGUUGAUUUUACCCUUUGAAGCGUUUUCAGUCUUUAUUUUCCAAUCUCGGGAAAAGUCGGAAUGGUGGAUAGUGGCCGCCAAAAGGGAGAGGCUGAAAAAAGGCCUCAGAAAUUCAGAAAAAAGAAACAUUUUUAUGAGACCUUUCCAAGCCCUUCCUACUUUGCCUAUGAUGAUUCUCAAAUUUUUUUUAAAAUUUGAUUUUAUGGUCAAUUCAUUCAUUUUCCAGGUGAACGAAUCAUUGAAAGGAGUCAUGACCGUGGACGGAUGCGUAGAGCAUUUCGGUCAUCGGAUGGGCCUUCCCAUGUUGAGAUUUGGGAAACUCGACCGCGAAUGCAUGGGCGCCUUUCUAGAGCAGAAGAGCUGCGGAAUGCCGAUGACGCUGGAUGGCGCUUUGGAGAAGCUUAGAAGUGAGAAUGGAGAACCUUAG
Molecule: messenger RNA, 7141 nt
Organism: Caenorhabditis auriculariae
Lineage: Eukaryota; Metazoa; Nematoda; Chromadorea; Rhabditida; Rhabditidae
Source: the annotation of a GenBank genome assembly